Molecule: messenger RNA, 4575 nt
Organism: Scomber japonicus (chub mackerel)
Lineage: Eukaryota; Metazoa; Chordata; Actinopteri; Scombriformes; Scombridae
Gene: creb3l2
Product: cAMP responsive element binding protein 3-like 2
Exons: 12
Coding region: 37-1734 (565 amino acids)
Biological process (GO): regulation of transcription by RNA polymerase II
Molecular function (GO): cAMP response element binding; DNA-binding transcription factor activity, RNA polymerase II-specific
Source: RefSeq, a predicted model, not a curated record
AGAAAGAAAGAAGAAGAAGUCUGGUGGAGAGAAAUCAUGGAGAUCCUGGACAGUAGUGAAUCGUUUUUACACUGGGACAGGAACCUGAGCGAGCUGUCUGAAGCCGGAGAGAUCGACUGUGUGCUCUACACCAAUCACUUCUCCGAGUUCCUGGACGACCUUUCCCAGGAUGCUUUGCUCGGCCAGCUUCUCAGCGACCCCUUCCUAUCCGGGGUGAGAGGGGGCAUGGAGGAGGCUAUGGAGGGCGAGGACGGCAGCGACCUGUCUCCGUCUUCACCUCUGCCUCCUCACAUCACCGCCGAGCACAGCUACUCUCUGUGCGGUGACAGCAGGCCGCAGUCGCCCCUGUCGCACCUGACCGGAGAGCAAGGCAGUGACGCAGAAUCCGACGGGGAUUCAUCCGAGUGGCCCAUGGAGCAGGAUGAGGCCAUGGACAGCCUCCUGUGUGAGACUCCAUCUCUCCUUCCCACCCUGUCCCUCUCUCUGGCCCCCAGCGAGGGGUCCCAAUCAACUGAGGGCCCCGCUGUGAGCCCUGCCCCCGCCGCUACCACCACCGCCGCCGCCGCCGCCGUUGUCACCGCCGCUGCCUCCCCAGCUCAGACUACAGUCAGCAGUCACAACAAUAAAGGCAUCAAGAUAAAGGAGGAGAAUAUAAUCCCUCAGAUUAAACUGGAACCUCAUGAAGUGGACCAGUUUCUUAAUCUGUCACCCAAAGGUCUGGAGUCUCUGCAGAUGCCUCCCACUCCUCCCAGUUCCCACGGCAGCGACUCGGAGGGCAGCCAGAGCCCCGUCCACGCCCCACCCAGCCUGUCCUGCCCCACCUCCCCCACCAGCCCCGCUCCAUCCCAGGGCAGCCUGAAGGUGUCUCCUCGCGGCCCCUCCUCCCUCUCCAACUCGCCUCUGCUCACCGCUCCUCAUAAACUGCAAGGUUCGGGCCCGCUGAUCCUAACUGAGGAGGAGCGUCGCACCCUGGUGGCCGAAGGUUACCCAGUUCCCACCAAACUGCCCCUCACCAAAGCCGAGGAGAAGGCUCUGAAAAAGAUCCGCAGGAAGAUCAAAAAUAAGAUCUCAGCUCAAGAGAGUCGCAGGAAGAAGAAAGAGUACAUGGACGCUCUGGAGAAGAAGGUGGAGACGUGCUCCAACGAAAACAGCGAACUACGCAGGAAAGUGGAAACUCUUGAGUGCACAAACAAGUCUCUGCUGCAGCAGCUGCAGUCUCUACAGGCGGUGGUGGCAGGCAAAGUCCCCAAGUCCUGCAGGGUGGCUGGCACCCAGACGUCAUCAUGCUUAAUGGUGGUUGUGUUGUGUUUUGCUCUGUUUUUGGGAAGUUUUUACCCCAGCAGUCUGACACCUUGCUCCACCAUCGCCGAAACUGGCCAAACCUCCAAACAGCUGGCCAUCAAAGAGUCCUACACAACCACAGUUAAAUCGAGAAGUCUGUUAUCAACCUUUGAAGACGAGCAGCCGCACCUCCUCGGGCUGGGCGGAGAAUAUCCCGAACAGUGGGAGGACACGCCUGCUCUCGUCAUGGCGGCGUGGCGUCGCUCAGAGCAACAGAAACUCGGGGAGGAGCCAAGCCGGGUGGAGACACACCCACCCUUCAGGAGUAAAAACAACGAUACGCAGACAUCAGAAAACCUGCUGCUGGACCUGCACAGGUCUCUGGAGCAGCUGACGAACGAGAGCAGUAGUAAAGUGAUAGAGCUGGAGCGAACGGUCAAUGAGACCUCCUGAGGCUCACGUCACCCCUUAAACCUUACCUUCACCCCUUCAACCCUGUGAUGACCUUUGACCUCCCCCCUCUCUCCCUCCCUCUCUCUCUCUCUAGAGCAUGGUUCAGUGUCCUGGAGCAAACCUCAUAUUUCCCACUGUUGAUUGUUUUAGGUCAUUUUUUUCCUUUUCUUCCAUCUUUACUCAAUCAGAAACACUGUAAUAGUAAGAAAUAUUAAUAAUUAUUAUAAUUAUAAUAUCAGGGCACUGGCUGUCCUUAAUUUCUGAAGUAAAGUUGCACUGAAUAGUUUUCUACAAAUUACACAUUUUAGUUAUCUGUUGUCGUAAUUGACCCACCAUCAAAUCGAUCUAGUGAAUAAUGUUAUGUGGCAUUUAUUCCAGUUUAUUAAAGUUUAUUAAAAAAUAUGACAUGUGAGGCUUUUUACAGGACACUGACGAGAAACUCUAUAUUUAUAGAAACUUUUUGUUGUCUUUGUAGUUGUAUUUCUUUUUAAUAUUAAGUGUUUUUAUUCCAUUCCAGUAAUGCAUACAUCCCAUUUUGAUACUUGUUUGUGUCCAUACUGUAUUUUGUGUUUUUAUUUUAUUGUUACUCUUUUAUAUAUAUAUAUAUUGUUAAUAUUUUUUCUUUGUCUGCCUUUUUGGUGUGUGUCUUGCGUUUGUGGCUUAGCUCGGGGUUCCUGCACUUUGUUUGGAAAAAUCUGAGAUAAAUGACAAUUUGUAGAUUUUAAAAAGUUCAUAAAUUGGCUGCAAAACGAAUGAAAAUGUGUCUUGAAAGUGUUUCAUGUAGCUGGAGAGUGAAUAUCAUCUUGCACAGGACAUUUUAUAGAUGUUCUGACUGAUCUCCAGCUGCAGCUACGCUAAAAAAACAAAAUAAAAGCUUGUAAAUACUGAAAUACUCAAAUACGAGCAUCUGCAAAAAAAAGAGCAAAGUGUGGAUUUUUAUAUUUGCCAUGUGCGGACCCUGUUAGCUAUGCUUCAGACAUUUUUUUGACUUAUUUCUGUCUGCAUGAUGUCACUGUGUGCAAGUCAGGAGUCAAAUAUUUGAGACUUAUAGUGUCCUGCAAAACUAUUUGGUGACUACUUAAUUGUAGUCACCAAAAAAACAUGUUAAUUGGCUUCAUUUACAAGGUUGGACAACUGUUGGACCAGUUUGAUGGAUGCAGUUAAGCAGCAGACUUGCACCUCAGAAUGACUAUAACACAUCCCGUAGUGUUGCUUUUAUUUAAAGGGAUAGUUUGACAUUUUGAGACGUGUGCUUUCUUCUCCAGAUGUAUGCUGAAUGUGAAGCUGGUAUGUUAGCUUAGCGUAAAAACAAGUGGAAACAUGUGGAAACAGCUAGCUUGGCUCAGUCCAAAGGUUGAAAAAAACACCAAUCAUGAUUUUUAAAGCUCUCAAAUUUACUCUUUAUUUAUGUAUUAUUUGUUUAAUUUGUACAAAAACAACAGCAUGAGGCUGUGAGUUGGAAGUCACUGCUCCAAGGCUAAGAAAUAGUCUUCCACAUAACUCCUCUGUAAAACCACAAUUUAGCAGUUUUACUCUUUUUGUACAGAUAAAACAAACGAGAUACAAAGUGUUGAUUCAUCACUGAGCUUCAUAUCUGCUGGUAGGUGGAUUUUUGUUUCCUCUGGACUGAGUCAGGCUACUUGUCUCCCUCUGUUUGCAGUCUUAUGCUAAGCUAAGCUAACAAGCUAAGCUAAGCUAACAAUCAGUUUGCUGUAGCUUCACAUUUACUGGUAUCAAUCUUUUUUUUAUGUAAUCAUCGGCAAGAAAGCAAAUAUGUCAAAACUCUUCUUGAAUGGUUUGAUCGUUCCAUACAAUUUCAGUCUCCGCACUAAACUUUAAAGGCCUUUUUUUUUCUUUUGUAAAUCUUGAGAUGCUUUUGCCUUGCACACUUUCACUUUUUGUCAGCUUUGAGAGUCUUUAUCUUUAUCUAUCUUUUGUCAGCAUUUGCCAAAAAACAAAAUUUCUUCCCAGAAAUGAUUAAAAAAAAAAGAAUAUCUAUAUUUUUGUAAAUAUGAGUUGUUAAUAAAUAAGAAAGUCUAAAAAUGUGUCUGUAGUUUAUAAAAAAACAAUCGUUGUUUGAUAAAUUAUGAACGUACGACGCCUCGGCCUCACAGCUCGCUGUUUGGUUUAGUUUGUUAAAUUACAGAUCAUGGCUUUAAAUGUCUUAACUGUCCAUUUCCAUCACAGAUUUAAAGAUGAGUUUUUUUUAAAUGUCUGAGCUUUGAUGAAAUAUGCUCUUUCAUGUUUGUUACAGAAAUCUUUGACUCUGUAUAUUCAUGUAAAUAGAAACAGUCACAAAUAUGAUGAACAUUCAGUAAUAUCCACUGAUUUAAUGAAACUUAAUGAAGCCCAGAGAAGCUGAGGUUGAAUCAAAUUGUCAAUUAAACUCAGUCCUAGCCCAGUUUAGAGGCUAGAAAAUGAGAUUUGUAAGCUUAUAUGUCAAAGUCUCAUAUUUUAAGUGUUGUAGAUCAGUGGCUUUUUUAAUGGUCAAAGAUUUGUUGUCAGAUAUGUUGUUUUAUUGCAUUGAGGAAGUCUCCAUCAUGUCUUAGUGCUGAUAAGUCAAAACUACGUUACAUUCCUCACUGCUGGCAAGAAAUCAUGGGAAACACCCAGUUUCACACAACAGUUUUGAUUUUUAUCUUUAAAUUUCUGUGGAAUUAAUAAAAAAAAACCUCUGCUCUAGUUUAGACUUGAAAGUAUAGCAGCCAGUUUUUUUUCUUCUUCUUCCAAAAUCAGACUUAAUUUCAACGUUGCUCUUGUGUAAAGCCGGUCUGAUCUCGGCUUCCUGUCUCUUUGUUGUUGUUGUUGUUGUUGUUGUUGUUGCUUUCAAAUGAAUAAAGU